AUGAUCGCUGGUUUCGACACAACUGCAACUGGAUUAGUCUUUUCAACGUAUGUUUUGGCUACCGAACCUGAAGUUCAGAAAAAACUUCAACAAGAAAUCGAUGAAAAUUGGCAAGAAAAUGAAUCCGAUUAUGAUUCGAUUACGAAUAUGACCUACAUGCAUUUAGUUGUACGCGAAGUAUUUCGCUUAUACAGUUUUGCUGGUAAAGUGAGAAUUCGAGAAUGUAACGAAAAAACUAUUGUUUGUGGUCAUCAGAUAGAGAAAGGUAAGAGGAAAAUAAACUUUUAUUAUUUAGAACCUAGAAUAGAAACAGAUGAAAUGUACUAA
Molecule: messenger RNA, 327 nt
Organism: Rotaria socialis
Lineage: Eukaryota; Metazoa; Rotifera; Eurotatoria; Philodinida; Philodinidae
Source: the annotation of a GenBank genome assembly